This is a messenger RNA of Penicillium verhagenii, 399 nucleotides long. RefSeq names its product MGMT family protein. Lineage: Eukaryota; Fungi; Ascomycota; Eurotiomycetes; Eurotiales; Aspergillaceae. Gene Ontology annotation, molecular function: catalytic activity. The transcript has 3 exons. Gene Ontology annotation, biological process: DNA repair. Bases 1 to 399 code for a protein of 132 amino acids. The record is from RefSeq and is a predicted model, not a curated record.
AUGCCUCGAUCGGAAGAAGCUGAGUGGUGGGCGAAUGCCGUCUACUCGGCCAUCCAGGAAAUCCCUCGCGGCAAAGUCACUUCUUAUGGCCAUAUCGCCCUACUUCUGGGUGAACCUCAAAGACCACGCCAGGUUGGAGUGUGUCUCAAGUCUCUACCUUCAGCGGAUUCUGAUCUGCAUUUCAACGCGAGGACUGUACCUUGGCACCGCGUCAUUAAUUCCAAAGGAAUGAUUUCUCACCGAGGUCCUGGAAGUGCAGAACGCCAAGCAGAAGCUUUGCGCGAAGAAGGCGUUGCGGUGACCUCUGACAGCAUGAAUGAGCUACAUGUUGAUUUCUCAAGCUAUGGCUGGUUUCCAAAGCAGCUUCCAAGCGAGGAGAAUGAGGAAAAUGAAGAGUGA